Molecule: messenger RNA, 1291 nt
Organism: Sorghum bicolor (sorghum)
Lineage: Eukaryota; Viridiplantae; Streptophyta; Magnoliopsida; Poales; Poaceae
Product: replication protein A 32 kDa subunit B-like
Exons: 10
Coding region: 137-985 (282 amino acids)
Biological process (GO): nucleotide-excision repair; double-strand break repair via homologous recombination; DNA replication
Cellular component (GO): DNA replication factor A complex; site of double-strand break; chromosome, telomeric region
Molecular function (GO): DNA binding
Source: RefSeq, a predicted model, not a curated record
CUGCCUCCCCGCAUUUCCGCUCAAAAUAGCGGACGAGGCCAAAGGCUCCCCCAACCCAACCGUUCUCCCGCCCUCGUUCCUUUGCUCCUCCCUUCCUUCCUCGGGAAGCCUAGGGUUUAGGGCUUCAACCGCCGCGAUGUACGGCGGCGGCGGCGGGCACUACGACGGCGGCGGUGGCGGUGGCGCCGCCAACGCCAACUCGCUCUUCGGCGGCGGGGGCUUCAUGCCCUCACAGUCCACGGCGGUCCCGGAGAGCAGCGGCCUCUCCAAGGGUCGGAGCGCGCAGACGCUGCUCCCGCUCACCGUGAAACAGAUCAUGGACGCGGCGCAGGCCAGCGAUGACAAAUCUAAUUUCGCCAUCGACGGCGUUGAGGUGUCCACGGUUAGGCUUGUUGGACGCAUGUUGAAUAAGGUUCACCGUGUCACAGAUGUUCAAUUCACUCUUCAUGAUGGUACCGGCAAGAUAGAUGUGAAUCGUUGGGAAAAUGAGUCUUCCGACGCUAAGGAAAUGGCUGAUGUCAAUGACGGGGACUAUGUUAUAGUCAAUGGCGGUUUGAAAGGUUUUCAAGGAAAGCGCCAUAUAGUUGCCUACUCUGUGCGGCGUGUGACAGACUUCAAUGAAAUACCCCAUCACUUUCUGCACUGCAUUCAGGUGCAUCUGGAUCACACCAGGCCAAAGGCCCAAAUAAAUGCCAGUACGGCAACCCUUGGUCAUACUAACCAAGUUCGGCCCUUUAAUAAUCAGGCUGCAACGUUUUCUGCAUCAGGAAAUGCUGCUGGAAACAACGUGUCUGACUUGGUCAUGAGUGUUUUUAAUGACCCAGCAGCCAUAGACCGGGAGCAUGGACUGCACAUCAAAGAUGUCGCAAAUCGUCUUAAACUAUCAGAAGAUGUAGUCAGGGCGGUCAUCCAACAUCAUGUUGACCAGGGCGACAUUUACAACACGAUUGAUGACAACCAUUUCAAGUCUGCCGCGAAUGGAUGAUCAUGUUGCAAGUCCAGCCUUCAGGCUCUGUGUAGGUAUGGAGCCGUUUCAAGCAAGAAAUGUAAACCCUCUGCAGGAUCGCCUCUAUCUUCCAUAUGGUCAUCAGGGUGUCAACAGCUUAACUUCUAGGUUUCGGUGUGUAUCUAAGUACUGCUCUCUUAUGCAGUUAUAUGUAAUGGACAUAUGAUGUGAUUGGACUAGGUCUACCUGCUGGACAUCAGUUGUGUUUGCUACUCAAGUAACGUACAAGUAACACCGUGUGCAGGAUGGAUCUAGCAAAAUCAGUUUCAAAGUUCCCUGGCGCUA